Messenger RNA from Hordeum vulgare subsp. vulgare (domesticated barley), 1177 nucleotides. Its product is annotated as 26S proteasome non-ATPase regulatory subunit 8 homolog A. Gene Ontology annotation, cellular component: proteasome regulatory particle, lid subcomplex; nucleus; proteasome regulatory particle. Gene Ontology annotation, biological process: proteasome-mediated ubiquitin-dependent protein catabolic process. Lineage: Eukaryota; Viridiplantae; Streptophyta; Magnoliopsida; Poales; Poaceae. The coding region runs from base 175 to 978 and encodes 267 amino acids. The record is from RefSeq and is a predicted model, not a curated record. The transcript has 6 exons.
GACACAGCCGCGGCGCCCGAUCUCGUCAUACUUGCACCGGAGGAGACGCGAACCCUAAAUCCCCCAAACAAAUCCGCCUCGAUCUCCCCCGCCGCAGGAGAUCCCGCGCAGCCCCGCCCCGAAUCCGCGAAUCGACUCGACUCCAAGCUCGAGCUCCCCCGCCGCCCGACGCCGAUGGAUCCGAAGCUGGUGGAGGUGACGCAGCUGUUCGAACGCUUCAAGGCGGCCUGCAAGCGCAGCGAUCUCGACGCCUCCGCGACCCUCCUCUCGCAGCUCAAGGUGCUCCUCACCAAGUUCCCCAGCCUCCCUCCGCUCUUCCAGCAGACGCCCAACGCCGUGGAGGAGCUCAAGCUCGCGAGGGAAAUUUAUGAGCAUGCAGUUCUUUUGAGUGUGAAAAUGGAAGAUCAAGAUGCAUUUGAAAGGGACUUCUGCCAGCUCAAGCCUUAUUACAUGGACACAUGUGGCAUACUUCCUCCAUCUUCAAUGGAGUACCCAAUCAUGGGGCUUAACCUUCUGAGGCUGUUGGUCCAGAAUAGAAUUGCGGAGUUCCACACUGAGCUGGAGCUUCUGCCCGCCAAAGCGCUGGAGAAUGCUUGCAUCAAGCACGGGGUUGAGCUCGAGCAGUCCUUUAUGGAGGGCGCCUACAACCGUGUGCUGAGCGCUCGGCAAACCGCACCGCAUGAGACCUACGUAUACUUCAUGGACCUUCUCGCCAAAACGGUUAGAGACGAGAUAGCUGGGUGCAGCGAGAAGGGAUAUGAUUACCUGUCAAUAAGCGAUGCGAAGCAGAUGUUUAUGUUCAGCUCCGACAAGGAACUGCAGCAGUACAUCGCAGAGGAACACCCCGAGUGGGAUGUCAAGGACGGCCGCGUCUUGUUCCAGAAGGCGAAGGAGUCGCAGCCCUGCAAGGAGAUACCGGCGGCGCCCGUCAUCAACCAGACCCUUGGCUACGCGAGGGAAUUGGAAAGGAUUGUGUGAUUUGCCUCUCUUUUCUUUCAACUUUGGACCGAAUUUCCCAUGAAGAGGUGGAUUAUUGGAUUGCCCCGUGACUCAGCUGUACUAUUUUGGUUCAAUCGUUUGUUUCACCCACUGUUUCCAAAGUGCUGUAGACAAUACUGUGAAAUGUCAAAAGAAACAACGCUGUGUUAUGUUGAUCAAUUAAUUGUUUGAGAGCAAA